Messenger RNA from Capronia epimyces CBS 606.96, 2148 nucleotides. RefSeq lists its product as uncharacterized. The record is from RefSeq and is a predicted model, not a curated record. Gene Ontology annotation, cellular component: plasma membrane. Lineage: Eukaryota; Fungi; Ascomycota; Eurotiomycetes; Chaetothyriales; Herpotrichiellaceae. Gene Ontology annotation, molecular function: urea transmembrane transporter activity. Bases 1 to 2148 code for a protein of 715 amino acids. The transcript has 2 exons. Gene Ontology annotation, biological process: urea transmembrane transport.
AUGUCCAGCGCAGUGCAGCCCAUUCUCCCCCAGGGCGUCGGCUAUGGCGUCGUCAUUGGAAUCGGGUUCUUCUUCGCCCUGGUUAUGUCGGGCGUCUCGUAUCUGCAGAAUCGCUAUACCAAAUACUCCACCAAGAUGAGCGAAGAGUUCAACACGGCCAGUCGCAGCGUCAAGCCCGGGCUCAUCGCCAGCGGCGUCGUCUCGGCCUGGACCUGGGCCGCCACCUUGCUGCAGUCCAGCACCGUCGCCUACGAAUACGGCGUGUCGGGCCCCUUUUGGUACGCGGCGGGCGCGACGGUGCAGAUUUUCAUGUUCUCGGUGCUGGCCUGCAAGGUCAAGCAGAACGCGCCCCGGUGCCACACCUUCCUGGAGAUCAUCUACUACCGCUACGGCACCUUGACGCACUUGGUCUUCAUCUUCUUCGCCCUGAUGACCAACAUCCUGGUCGCCUCCCAGCUGUUGCUCGGCGGCAGCGCGGUCGUCACCACCCUGACCGGCAUGAACGUCUACGCGGCCGUCUUCCUCAUCCCGUUGGGCGUCGCCGUCUACGUGGUGCUGGGCGGCCUGCGGGCCACCUUCCUCUGCGACUAUUCCCACACCGUCGUGGUCAUGAUCAUCAUCCUGUACUUCAUGUUCUCGGUCUACACCUCCAACGACCUGAUCGGCUCCCCAGGCAAGAUGUACGACCUCCUGGUGCGCGCGGGCGAGCUGCGGCCGGUCGACGGCAACCAGAACGGGUCCUACCUAACGCUCAAGUCCAACUACGGCCUGAUCUUCGGCGUCAUCCAGCUGUGCUCCGGCAUGGGCACCGUCUUCCUCGACCAGGGCUACUGGCAGCGCGCCAUCGCCAGCCGGCCGACCACGGCCGUGCGCGGCUACAUCAUGGGCGGGUUCGCCUGGUACGCCAUCCCGUUCGGCUUCGCCACCACCCUGGGCCUCGCCGCGGUCGCGCUCACCGACAACCCGGCGUAUCCCACCUACCCGAACAACAUGACCUCGUCCCAGGUCUCGGCCGGCCUGUCCGCCCCAUUCGGGGCGGCGGCCUUGCUGGGCAAACACGGCUGCAUUGCGCUCCUGAUCACCCUGUUCAUGGCGGUGACGUCCUCGUCCUCGUCCGAACUGAUUGCCGUGUCGUCGAUUCUGACCUUCGACGUGUACAAGGUCUACAUCAAGCCGAGCGCCAGUCCCAAGGACCUGAUCUUCGUCUCGCACAUCAUGAUCUGCUUCUUCGCCCUCGUCAUGGCCGCCUUUGCCUGCAUCUGGAACGCCAUCGGCAUCGAUCUGGGCUGGCUUUUCCUCGUCAUGGGCCUCUUGAUUGGCGGCGCCGUCUUCCCCGCCGCCUUCGCCGUCACGUGGAAAGGCCAGACCCGGGCCGGCGCCGUGUCGGGCGCCCUGUCCGGCCUGGCCGCCGGCCUCAUCGCGUGGCUGGUCGAGGCCAAGGUGCACUUUGGCGAGCUCACCAUCGCCACCACCGGUGCUUCCUACCCGACCCUGGCCGGCAACAUGGCUGGCGUGCUGACCGGCCUGAUCGUGACCACCGUCGUCUCCCUGGCGAGGCCGGACAACUUUGACUGGUCCGUAACACGCGACAUCAACGCCCCGUCUUCCCUCUACGGCGACGUGGUACCGGGCCCCAACGCCGCCGGCACCGACGCCACACGGGCGGUCGAGUCCCGGGCCGAAGAGCUCGAGCCCAAGGACCCUAACCACAACGCCAACCUGCCCACGGUCGUGGACGAGGAGAAGGAGGAGGCUGAGGACGCGGCGGUGCUGGACAACCCACAGUCGCUACAGCGCACCUUCAUGUUCGCUCUGAUCCUGUCCACGGUGCUCUCCGUCACCAUGGACUUUAUCAUCCCCAUCCCCAUGUUCCUCAGCCACUACAUCUACUCCAAGGGCUUCUUCACCUUCUACAUCGUCAUCAGCUUCAUCUGGGUCUUUGGCGCCUUCGGCCUGUGCGGCAUCCUGCCCAUCUGGGAGACUCGCCGCUUCUGGCGCGAAUUCCUGGGCGAGAUCUUCACCGGCAAGAAAAAGGUUGUCACCGGUGUCAGCCCAGCCGAUCCCAAGGCCGUCUCCGAGAAGUCUGCCAGCGGCUCCGUCACCCCGAAUGCGAACCAGGGCGGCGGCGUCGAGGAGAUCAAGGGUUGA